GAGUAGCAACAGUCGACUCCCCCCAUCUAAAACCCUACGCAAAAGCCUCCUCCUCCGAGUCUCUCUCUUCUUCCGCCAUUGAAGCUUUGCUUCGAUUCGAUUCGAAACCCAUGGCCGCCGUAUCAAGAGGCCUCGUUUCUCGCAUCACUCAGUUUCUAUCGAUCCGAUCUAUAACCCCUACAUCCUCGCAAACUCCUCCCCACUCUAGCUUCUUCCUCAUCCGACGAUUCAGCUCCGACGCUGGAUUACUCGACGGUAAUGAAUCCGAUCCGACUCGGAUCAUCGAGGCGAAACCCGGAGAGAUGUCCCGGAGCUCGAAAAGGACAGGGAUCAUCGCCGUAAAGUGCGGGAUGACUGCUCUCUGGGACAAAUGGGGAGCUAGGGUUCCCGUUUCUAUCCUCUGGGUCGAUGACAAUAUCGUCUCUCAGGUCAAGACCGUUGGGAAAGAAGGCAUCUUUGCGCUACAGAUUGGAUGUGGGCACAAGAAGGCUAAGCAUUUGACGAUGCCUGUGUUGGGCCAUUUCAGAGCUCAAGGUGUGCCGUUGAAGAGGAAGCUGAGAGAGUUUCCUGUGACGGAGGACGCUCUGCUUCCCGUUGGGACUGAACUCGGUGUGCGUCAUUUUGUUCCUGGGCAGUUUGUUGAUGUCACUGGGAUCACUCGUGGGAAAGGUUUUCAGGGAGUCAUGAAAAGAUAUAAGAUGAAAGGAGGGCCGGCAUCACAUGGUUGUUCAAAGGCACAUCGAAAAGGUGGUUCCACUGGUCAAAGAGAUGAUCCGGGAAAGGUGUUCAAGGGAAGAAAGAUGCCUGGGAGAAUGGGUGCAGAGCAGAGGACAGUAAAGAACGUUUGGGUUUACAAGAUUGAUCCUGCCAGGAACCUCAUCUGGGUUAGAGGACAAGUUCCUGGUGCAGAAGGAAACUUUGUGUUCAUAAAAGAUGCAUUCUACAAGAAACCAGACAUCUCAAAGCUUCCAUUUCCAACGUACUUAGCCCCAGAAGACGAGGACCUAUCAGAGUUAGAACCGUUGGUGGCAGAUCUCGGAGAAGUCGACCCAUUUAUGCUGGCAGAGUGAUGAUCGUGAACUUGAUUUUGACCUUCUUUUUAACGUUUUGUGGAAGACAAGAAGCUGAAGGAAGUUGAAUCACAGAGCUAAAGCUUUUUGCGAUGGAAAAUUGUAUUUUCCUAUUUGGUUGUAUGAAAUUGAAAACGAUGGAUAGAGAGGAAUCUAGUCUCGCAUUUGUUGAGUUUUUGCAAUAAGCAAUGAAGAAACAGAGUUCUGGUCUUAUCUUCUUAAAUAUAUAUACAAAGACGUACGUACACAUAA
Brassica oleracea var. oleracea is the source of this 1322-nucleotide messenger RNA. Its product is annotated as 50S ribosomal protein L3-2, chloroplastic-like. Gene Ontology annotation, cellular component: mitochondrial large ribosomal subunit; ribosome. Gene Ontology annotation, molecular function: structural constituent of ribosome. The record is from RefSeq and is a predicted model, not a curated record. The transcript has 5 exons. Lineage: Eukaryota; Viridiplantae; Streptophyta; Magnoliopsida; Brassicales; Brassicaceae. Gene Ontology annotation, biological process: translation. The coding region runs from base 111 to 1070 and encodes 319 amino acids.